This is a messenger RNA of Penicillium mononematosum, 3120 nucleotides long. RefSeq lists its product as uncharacterized. NCBI's taxonomy places the organism in Eukaryota, Fungi, Ascomycota, Eurotiomycetes, Eurotiales, Aspergillaceae. Gene Ontology annotation, molecular function: ADP binding; protein binding. The coding region runs from base 1 to 3120 and encodes 1039 amino acids. The record is from RefSeq and is a predicted model, not a curated record. The transcript has 2 exons.
AUGCUAUAUAUAUCUCGACUUUUGCUAUUGUGUUCUUCAGCACCCCCCCAUGAUCACAUCGACGUUGGGAAAUGGCUUCCUUCGGGCACAUCUUCCUUGACACUUCGACGACCAAAAGAGAAAACUAGUAUGCCUGGAGUGCCCAUCACUGUGCAUACCUUGGAAGUAAUCACAAAUCAGUUCGCUCCACUCAUGAAGAAGGUCCACAUGUACCUUUUUUGGGAAGGGGUGAGGACACAACUUGCGAGCGGUGCUGAGUUCAUGGUAGACCCGUCCUCUGCUGCUCCACAUAUAUAUGACACGGAAAGAUGCGGAAUUUCGGGCUCGAACCAUACAGAUAUGACGAAAUUUCACCAAUCCGACUCUGCUUACCGGACAGUUAUAUCCGCCCUCAUGAAGUACUGCUACUCAGCGCCAGCAAUUAUCGCAUACCGAUGGAGAGAAGCAAUGGAAACGAUGAUACGUCUGCGAAGAAACGAAGCUUGUGAACUAACGGGCCUAUUUCUUGAAAUCCCGGACAAGGUCGCGAUUACCACGGAAACCGAGACAGAUACUAUCGAUGCCCCUCUCCAGAACGAACAUUUCCAUCUUCCAUGCACAGUUUCUAUGGACUUUAUAGGCCAAGAAGACAUCAUGGAAACACUCACAAAUGCGUUUGAACCGGAAGGCCCCACGUCGUUGAACAAACAGCAAAAGCGAUUUGUUGUUUAUGGCAUUGGUGGCUCGGGGAAGACACAAAUAUCUGCAAAAUAUGCCCAGGACAACCGACAACACUAUUGGGCAAUUUUCACCAUCGAUGCAUCUUCCACCCAAACAGCCAAAGAAUCAUUCUGCAGAAUCGGACGGAUGGGGGGUCUCGAAGCUACCGAAGAUUCUGGCAAACACUUCCUCUCUCAAGCUCGAAGCAACUGGCUGCUAAUCAUCGAUAACGCCGACAAGCCUGAUAUAAAGUUCGAAAACCUCGUUGUGCCUGGGGAUAGAGGUCAUAUACUCGUGACUACAAGAAAUCCCAGUCUUCGAAGGCAAGGUAACGCCGGCAGUGUGGAAGUCAAAGGCCUUAAGCAAAGAGAAGCCCUGCAUCUCCUCAUGAAAGUGGCAGACAUUAUUCCCCCGUGGGAUUUAUCCUCAGAAACAGCAGCGAACGAGAUCAUCAAGACCUUGGGAUACCUAGCCCUCGCAGUCAUUCAGGCGGGUAACUCAAUUUACAACAAAAUGUGCAACUUAAAAGAGUACCUCCGGUUCUACCGACGGUUCUUGGAAAACCGCCAGAGAAGAAAAUCGGUUUCAGAGUCUGAAGAUCUUGAUUGGAGAAAAGCCGAGAAUGAUGAUAUCUACUCAGCAUUUGAUUUUUCGUUUCAGAACAUCGUGUCCAGUAAUACAACCCCCAGCCAAGAUGCAGUGGAGGUCCUCAACAUUGUGAGUUUCUACCACUUUGAUAAUAUACGAGUGGACAUCUUCGAAAGAGGCAUGGGCCUUGAGCGAAGCCAGUUACGGCAAUCUCGAACCAGAUCCCUUCGGGCAGGAUUUGUACAAGCUAUUGUCAGUCGCUUCAAACCACCUCGGGCCCUUCCCCGAAUACUCAGGCAAAGUGCGGAUGAUAUGCAUCCAUUGUGCAUCAGGGAGGCUCUUAGCGAGUUGUACGCAUCUUCAUUGAUAACAUAUGGAAAUGACGAACAGAGUUUCUCAUUACAUCCUCUGGUUCAUGCUUGGGCAAGAGACCGCAUACCUCCCAAGGAAAGGAGCCUCUGGGCAAUGAUUUCCUUUAAUACGCUCAUGGCCUCCAUACCGCUCCCUCCGAUGGAAACGGGGGAGUCGCACGUUAGUUUCCGGAGAAGUUUGAUUCCUCACCUUAAUGAAUGCCUGGAGGCAUGUCCUAUUGAGUUUAGAGAGUUCUCUGGCCUCGGCAUGGGAAAACAUCGCCGGUUUACCUUGGUCUUCCAGCCAAGCCUAGUGUUCACAAUUCGAGAAAUGAUUCAAAAUGCUGCGAAGUGCGGGGUUUUGCAUGCUGAAACAGGUGAUUUUUCAAAAUCCGCAUAUUACCUUUUCCUGGCAAAGGAGUCGUUGGUCAAGCUUUUGGGCCCGAAUGACGAAAAAACAAUAGCGACGAUGCUGGGUUUGGCCAGUAUACUUUGGGGUCUCGGGCGCCUAAAAGAAGCCAUAGCCUUGCAAGAACAGGUUGUCAAGUCGCGGAAAGAGGCCUUAGGACCGGACCACCGUGAAACCUUAUUGGCCAUGGACUCUCUUGGUCAAUCUUUCUGGCUCAAUGGACAAUAUCGCGAAGCUCUUGAGCUUCAGCAACAGACCGCACAGAAAAUGCAGACGCACCUUGGCGAAGGGGAUGACGACACGCUAAAAGCGCUUGACCACUUGGGUGUGACAUUAAACGCUUGGCACCGGUUCAUUGAGAGCAGAGACAUGCAUCGGAAGGUUUUGCAAAUUCGAAUGCAAAAUCUGGAUCAGAGUGACUUGAGGGUCCUCGAAACGAAGAAUAAUCUUGCAAUGGCCCUGUUUGACCUGAGAGAGCUUGAUGACGCGAUAUCUCUGAUGGAAGAAGUCUAUAACGGACGCAAGGCCCGAAUGGGAAAGGAACAUCCCUACACGCUCUGGGCGCUAUGCUACCUGGCGAAGAUAUAUACGGAAGCGGGAGAAUUACAAAAGGCUGAAGAUAUUCUCAUCGAGGGAAUCGCCGCUGGUAAACGAAGCCUUGGCGCAGAUCACCUUGGGGUGUUGAUGGGCUGCGGAGAACUUGCUCGAACUUAUUCUCGUCAGGGUCGCCUAGACGAAGCUGUGACACUGCUUAUGUCGACCAUCGACAAGAUCAAGAUUUCUCGAGGCAGCGAGCACAUUGAUUACGCUACCGGAAUGUGGAGUUUAGGUCUGUUAUGGGAGAAAAAGCAGGAGCAAAGCAAGGCGAUGGAUGCCUAUCAAGUCGCGCUCGAAGCUACAGAGAAGAGGUUAACAGCAGAGCAUCCUCUCUACAAGAUUAUCUCGGAUCGCAUGAUACUCCUAACAGAGAGCCGUCACGGAAACGACUCCAAAGAGAGUAUAGAAAAUGACUCGGUCACAAAUGGCGUUGAGGACAUGCAAAUAAAACCUCUGCAUGCUACGCAGACCUGGUAG